Messenger RNA from Trematomus bernacchii (emerald rockcod), 1206 nucleotides. RefSeq names its product protein mono-ADP-ribosyltransferase PARP4-like. The record is from RefSeq and is a predicted model, not a curated record. The transcript has 5 exons. NCBI's taxonomy places the organism in Eukaryota, Metazoa, Chordata, Actinopteri, Perciformes, Nototheniidae. Bases 511 to 1206 code for a protein of 231 amino acids.
AGCUCAGAGCAACUCGAUCAUCCGCCUGCCCGGCUGUGUGAAGCAGAGGAAAAGGAGCUCGACGCGGAGAGACUGAGAGAGGGGCAGCCAUCAAACGGAAUAAUAUCAAAAUAAAGAAGAAGAACAUUAUCACGGACAUCUGACCGGCUCUCCGGCGGCUCAUAUUUCAUGGUUGUUUCGAGAGGAAGCGACGGAGACUAAAAGGGAUUACAGGCUGAAGGCGCUGCGCUUAGCCGGCUCGUCGGGAUUUUCUCUGCAGACCCGGAGCUCCAGGCUUGCGGAUUCAAAGACUAUCUAGCUACCGUGUAGCUCAAGGAACAGGAUACAUCUUGAUAUUUGGAUAUUAUUUUAUUUCUGGAGCGCCCAUUUGAAAUACUUGAAUGAACGCCAAUAGGCUUUGGGGUUCCUGGUGCUAAAGACAGAGGCGUUGGACAGUACAUUCAUUCUCAGUGAGUGAGGCCCUCUCUGUGCUGCAGUGGAGGGCUUCACACACUCCGCUAGUCUGGCUGGAUGCAUCACGCAGUAGAGCAGUUCGGCGGGCGUGGCACACGGGACUCCUUCCCUCUGGACGGACUCAACCGGGGACCAUGGGCUCCCGUGGGCGGCCGCGCCUGGCAGCCACCUGCGAGGUGUUCGCCUGGAAUGAACCAACACCAGCUCCUUUCCCAUCUACCUCCUGGUCCUAUGGGCGGACUCAACCAUCCCAGUAAAUUAUUUGGAAAUGGGCCAAUGCGUGGAGGUGAGAAGCUUGAGCUUCCCCAGCAAAUGGUACCAGGUGUGCAGAGGGAGCAGCAGAGGGAGCAGCAGAGGCCUCCUCCUCAUCAUCUUCACCCUCCACCCCCCCACAGAGCGUGGGAGCAACUAGGUCAGCUGUAUGAUUCCCACCUCCCUCCUCAAGGACAUCCUGGCGUGCCACUGCCAAAUGAGCACUCACUUCGCCUCCAUAAUGGCGGCUAUGCAGGCAGCAGCGGCCCACCCCCCAACCCCCAUCUAGCCCCCAACACCCAUCUACCCUCCAACCCCCAUCUACCCUCCAACCCCCAUCUACCCCCCAACCCCCAUCUACCCCCCAACCCCCAUCUACCCCCCAACCCCCAUCUAGCCCCCAACCCCCAUCUAGCCCCCAGCAGGCCAAACCAACAGCUGAAGGUGAGUGACAGUGCUGCAGGUGACACUGUGGUAGUUAAACAGCUUUUCCCUAGAUGA